AUGGAACCAAAUCUACCAGUUAUGGCAAAGAAGUUUUGGAGCAUGGUACGAGUUGCUUUCUUCAUGCUGAGGAAAGGCAUAUCAAAGAGAAAACUAAUGCUUGAUCUCAACAUGAUGAUGAAGCGUAGCAAAAUUGCCGGAAAGGCGAUACAAAACCUCAUGUUCCACCAUACCCACCACCGUUCCUCCUCCUUCUCCCACCGCCGGUCAUACGACGGACGGAUAUCAUUCUCAGUCCCCGGCGAGUACGAGUUCAGCUGCAGUAACAGCCCAGCUUACUUCCAGUUCCCCUUCCACCUCACAAAACGCAAAAACCACCACUCUCACCUCUUCUCUUGCGCCCACGCUCCGCCGACGGACGACGACAUGGUGACAGUUAAUGCGGUUGUGAAGGCGUUAGAGAUGCUGCAACACAGCGAAGCGGCGUCUCCUGCGCUUCCUGGGUUUGGGCGGAGUCCGAUGGUGAGGCAGCUGAGGAUAACGGACUCGCCGUUUCCGUUGCGGGACUUGGAUGAAGAUAACUACGUUGACGAGGCUGCUGAGGAGUUUAUAGUGAAGUUCUACAAUGAUUUGAGGCAGCAGAAUUCAAUGGCUGCUCCCUGGCCACGUUAA
This is a messenger RNA of Ilex paraguariensis (yerba mate), 612 nucleotides long. The record is from the annotation of a GenBank genome assembly. Lineage: Eukaryota; Viridiplantae; Streptophyta; Magnoliopsida; Aquifoliales; Aquifoliaceae.